AUGAGAAAACGACCAAGUGACUACUCGUUAUCCGGCAAUAAUCUAAAUCCGCGGAUCAAUGAAGAGUUGAACCGGUCACAAGCUUACAACAGUAAUAAUAAUAACAAUACCAAUCAAAGUACUUCACCGUCAAGAAACAAUACGACCAAUAGAAGCUCCAUAUUUAGCAUCAGGCGAAGUAAAGACAAGCAUAGCACUAAUGAAUCCCUUUCAGAAAUUUCAUCUUUAAAUGACACAGAAAGUAUCAUAUCGUCCAAUUCAACAAAUAGUAGAAAUAGCAAAAGACUGACAAUGACAUCGUCUCAUCCAUCUUCCAUAAGAUCAUCUAUAUUACCAAGUGCACAGUAUAAUGCAUCGCAUGGAAACCCAGCCACAAACUCAACCUCACAUAAUAGACAUGUCAGUACAUCAUCAUCAGCAACUUUAAAUCCCUACGACAAAUCAUCAAAUCCGUUAAGCAGGAAAACUACCAAUAUUUCAAUUUCAAGACCAAUCAAAACAAACGAUGCCUCUAUUAAUACAUUCAAGAGGUCGUCUUUUCAACUAGAACGCCCGAAUUCCGCAUUUGAAAUCGAGCGUAUGUUUAAAGAAUUGUUGGAAAAAUUAAAUUUUAAAUCUUUACCACCACAAGCAACUAGAGAAAUGUUAAAUUAUGAUAUAGAACGAAAAUGGAUGAUGAUUGAACAGGAUGCCAGAGCUGAUUUCGACAGACAACAACGAUAUGCCAAACAACAGAAUUCUUUUCUUCCUGAAGAAUACGCCAAAUGGUUAAUGGCAAAGACCAUAACAACUAAUCAAUUAAGUUCGUUAUGGAUAGCUCUACGAAGUGAACCAAUCGACUGGGUUAGAAGUUUUGUUUAUGACUGUCAAGGUGAUACCUUGUUACUGGCCUAUUUGACAAAAUUACAAGAUGAAAUGAUUCGCAGCAAUAUUGUCGACAUUAAUGAUGACAUUUUUGAUAAAGAAGUUAAUGUUUUGCAGUCACUUAAAUGUUUAAUGAAUCAACGUUUGGGUGCAGAAAGAAUUAAAACCGAUGUUGAUGUAUUUGUUAAUGCAGUUUCUGGGUCAUUGUUAUCACCAAGAAUCAUAACAAGAAAAUUGGCUACUGAUACUUUAACUUUUAUGAUUUCAUAUAGUGCCAAUGAUAAUGGUAGAUAUCACAAAGUUUUGAAAGCCUUGGAUUCGAUAACAGAAAAACCGAGAAUUGAAUUUGAGACUCCGGUUGAAAGUAACGCUAGUCCACGAAAAUUGACAAGAAAACCACCACUUCCCGAGAACUUUAAACGUUUCGAAUUAUGGUUAAAUGUAGUUGAGAGAACUAUUGAUGCAAGAGGGAAAUAUAAAAAUUCCGAUGUUGGAGCUAGUGAAGAGUUGAAGUCAGCGUAUGCUGGUGGUAAUGCCGGAAAUUAUAACCGUUCAAGUAGUGUUAUAAAUGCUCGAAAUCAACUAGAAAGUCAUCUUGUGGAAUAUUGUAUUGCGACUAUGUUAUUGAUUAAUGUCAUUGUUGCAAAUGGUACUGAUUUUAGAGUUCGAAUACAUUUACGUGCUCAAUUUAAAGCAGCAGGAUUGGAUAGAAUUAUUCCUAAAUUCCAGGAGCUUGGCAAUGACGAAUUGGACAAUAUGAUCAUCAGACAUAAAGAUGAUGCUGCUAAUGAUGAAGAAGAUUUGAAAUACACUGCCGAUUUUGGCGAUGGAGAAGGACAAGAUGAUAUCGAUUUUAAUGAUCCUGUCAGUUUGAUUCAAUUAAUGUGGUCUAAUGUGAAAAAUUCAGAAGCAGCAGGGCAUUUCUUGAGUGCUGUACAGCAUUUAUUUUUGAAUCAGUCAGAUAAACGAAAUAAUCCCCAGGAAUUGACGAGAAGUUUAAGAGCAUUAGAUGGGUUAGUGCAGAAUAUCUCAUCUAUCAGAACCACCAAUGAAGAUACAGCGAUUAACAUUGCAAUUAAUAAAUUAAUUUCUAAUAUGAGUACUGAUGAUAUGUACAGAAAAGCAUUGGAUGAUGUGAAAAUGUACAGAAAAAUGGCAGAAGAGGCUACUGCAGAAAGAGAUGAUAUGACCAGGCAAUUAUCCAUGGGAGUUGAUGGGUAUAUUGAAAGUUUGAUGAAUGAUGUUCGCGAGCGUGACUUGAUUAUUUCACGAUUCAGAAGGUCUACAGAAGAAUUGAAUGAAGAACUUCAACAUGUCAAAACAAAAUACAUGCAAGAAAAGCAAGAGCUGGAGUUGGAGAUGAGAGAAUUAUUGAUUAUGAUUAACAAUAAUGAACUUGAAACCAAUCAAUUACGAAAAGAAGCAGGUAAGACCACUCUACAGGUUACUACAAAUAAUGAAGAAUUGGCAUCGAGAUUAAAGAAACAAAUUCAUCGUCGUCGUGCCGAGUACAAGUUAGACAAUCGUCAAUUGGGAACUCAUGUUGAACCUCUGACAAGAUUAAGAGCUUUACGAGACCAAAUGGGUGAUAUUGAAAAUAUGGCCAGAGAAUUAGAAAUGACUGAUUUCGAGACAUAUACAGAUCCUGUUGAAGAACCUCAAGUAGUUGAAAUUCAAUCCUCGAGUGAUGAAUACGUUUCUGAACCUAAACCUUCAGAAGAUAUACAAGAGGAAGAGGAGGAAGAAGAAGAAGAAAUUAUCGUUCCUCCAUUGCCAUUUGAUGGACCAAAAAGAGCUGUUCGUGAUGACGAUUUGGUAAGACUUGAUCAAUUGAGAAAGAAAUUAUCCAACUUACAAAGCGAAUCAAAUGAUAUUAUGAAGUAUAAUACCAGUUCUAUGUUUAACAAACAAAAAUUCUUGGCUAUGGAAAGAUUACAAGAAUUAGAAAACAGUUUUAAAGAUUUCAAUAUUGAUUUCUCCAUUGAAGAUGAUGAAGAUGAAUACAAGUUCAAUCAAAAAUCAAUGGAUGACUCUAUCAAAAACAAAACUAAGGAAGUAUUGAAAGAAGCUGAACAAUUACGUGAAGAAUUGAGAAAACAAUUGGCAGCUGCUAAGAAAUUGAAAACCCCAAGUGCUCCUGGUACACCAAGAGAUGGAAGUAGAACUUCAUUACUUGAUAGAAUUGAAAGUAAAUAUGUCAAGGGUCAGGUUCACGUUGAUGCUCCUAACAUGGUUCUGCCAAGAACUCAAAAGAAACAUAAUAGAAAUACUACAAUGAAUUCAAUGGAUCCUAUGUUCUUACAAGAAUUGAGUUCUAAAGUUAGUCAAACUGAACCAAUUACUAGUCCGGAUGAUGCAGUUACUGGGGACCCAACCAAACUUCAAGAGCCAGUUAAAAUUGUUCCAGAGUCAUCAGAAGAAUCAGUUAGUGGUGGUGCCCCUCCACCCCCUCCUCCUCCGCCGCCGCCACCACCACCUCCACCAAUGCCAGGAAUGUUGGGUGGAAGUGGUGCUACUGGUGGUCCACCUCCACCACCUCCACCUCCUCCACCUCCUCCACCUCCUCCACCUCCUCCAGGUUUCUUAAAUGGUGGUAGUAACGCUCCUCCUCCACCGCCACCACCUCCUCCAUUCCCACCUUCUUCAACUGGUGGCGGUUUCUUAAGUAAAAACAUUGGAGGUGCUUCUACUCCAGGGUCAUCUCCAUUUGAUAAUAUCCCAAGGCCAAAGAAGAAAUUGAAACAAUUGCAUUGGGAAAAAAUUGAUCAUAGUCAAGUUGGAAACUCAUUCUGGAAUGAAUCAAAUGAUCAAACAUUUAUUAACGACUUGAUGUCAAAGGGUGUUUUUGAUGAAAUUGAACUUAUUUUUGCUGCUAAAGAAGCCAAAAGAUUGGCUACCAAACGUAAAGAAGAUGCUGAUAAAAUUACUUUCUUGGGAAGAGAUAUUUCACAGCAAUUUAGUAUCAACUUGCAUGCUUUUAAUUCAUUAAGUGAUGAGGAAUUUAUUAUGAAAGUAUUGCGUUGUGAUAAAGAUGUUAUUAACAAUGCCGCUGUUUUAGAUUUCUUUGGUAAGGAUGAAGUCAUUGAAGUUAGUAAUACUUUGGCAAGAAACUUUGAACCAUAUUCCACUGAUUAUAAAACCGAUGGGGAAAUCAGCAAACCAGAUAAAGAUCCAAAUGAGUUGCAACGUCCAGACAGAAUAUACUUGGAAUUGAUGUACAACUUGCAGCAUUAUUGGAAAUCUAGAAUUCGUGCAUUGACAGUGGUAUCAAAUUACGAAAGAGAUUAUGAAGAAUUGGUCAAGAAAUUGCGUCUUAUUGAUGAAUCCGUUGAUUCAAUAAAGAAUUCUAAGAAUUUGAAAGGUGUUUUCGAGAUAAUCUUGAUUGUUGGUAAUUAUAUGAAUGAUUCAGCUAAGCAAGCUAAAGGUUUCAAGUUGAACUCGUUACAACGAUUGAGUUUCAUGAAAGACGACAAGAAUAGUAUGACCUUUUUGCAUUAUGUUGAAAAGGUUAUCCGUCAUCAAUACCCUGAAUUGUUGGAUUUUAUUAAUGAAUUAUCCAAUUGUAAUGAAAUUGCCAAAUUUUCGAUUGAAAAUAUCAACAAUGAUUGUAAAGAGUAUGUUCAAAAUAUCAAGAAUGUUCAAAGUUCUAUUGACGUGGGUAAUUUAAGUGACAUUUCUAAAUUCCAUCCUCUGGAUAGAGUAUUGAAAACUGUCUUGCCUAAUUUACCAAGAGCUAAAAGAAAGUCUGAGUUAUUAUUGGAUCAAGUAAAUUACACCAUGAAGGAAUUUGAAAAUUUGAUGCUUUACUUUGGAGAAGACACUAGUGAUACCUUUGUUAAAAAUUCCUUUAUUUCUAAAUUUACCAAUUUCAUUAAAGAUUUCAAGCGAGUUCAAAGUGAGAAUAUGAAACGUGAAGAAGAAUUGAGAAUUUAUGAACAACGUAAGAAAUUAUUGGAAAUUCCAAAGAAGGAGAAGUCUACUGAAGGAGAAAGUGAAGGAGAUGAUUCUGGAGAAGGAGAUAAUGAAACUGGUGGUGUUAUGGAUGGUUUGUUACAACGAUUGAAAGCUGCUGCUCCUGUUAAAGGAGAGUCCGCGUCUGCUAGAAAGAGAGCAUUAAUGAGAAAACAAAUCUUGGAUAGUCAAAGACGAAAAGCCAAUUCAUCUUCACCAAGUAGUAGUGGUACUGCUGCCGCUUUGGAUGAAGAUAUUAUUGAAGAUAAUAAAGCUACUUCUCCUAUUGAUGAUUCAUUUAAUGAAAGUUCAAUGACACAAGUUGGUGAUGAAGAUACAACUAUUGAUACGGACAAUGAUAAUGAUAAUGUUGGAUCUAGAGCAAAGAAUUUAUUGAGUGAAUUAAGAGGAACAGAUGAAUCACCUUCACCAACUAAAGACAGGGAAUUGUUAUCCGAUGCUCAAAAAUAUAGAAGGCAAAGAUUAAAGACUAAAAGUUCAACAACAACAGUUGAUGACGCUACAUAG
This is a messenger RNA of Candida tropicalis MYA-3404, 5343 nucleotides long. It is a transcript of the gene BNI1, whose product is annotated as formin. Bases 1 to 5343 code for a protein of 1780 amino acids. Gene Ontology annotation, molecular function: actin binding; small GTPase binding. The transcript has a single exon. The record is from RefSeq and is a predicted model, not a curated record. Gene Ontology annotation, cellular component: mating projection tip; cellular bud neck; cell division site. NCBI's taxonomy places the organism in Eukaryota, Fungi, Ascomycota, Pichiomycetes, Serinales, Debaryomycetaceae. Gene Ontology annotation, biological process: mitotic actomyosin contractile ring assembly; actin filament bundle assembly; barbed-end actin filament capping.